Molecule: messenger RNA, 240 nt
Organism: Mycotypha africana
Lineage: Eukaryota; Fungi; Mucoromycota; Mucoromycetes; Mucorales; Mycotyphaceae
Exons: 3
Coding region: 1-240 (79 amino acids)
Biological process (GO): amino acid transmembrane transport
Cellular component (GO): membrane
Molecular function (GO): amino acid transmembrane transporter activity
Source: RefSeq, a predicted model, not a curated record
AUGAGGAUAUUCAAUAAUGAAAAAGUAGAGGCUUACGAUCAAACAAGCCUUUCAUUCGAGAACAUUACUGAAGAUGGCACAACAACAGGCCAAGCUCAGCGAGGUUUGAAUGCUCGCCACAUCCAAAUGAUUUCUCUUGGCGGUUGUAUAGGUACUGGUCUUUUCUUGAACUCUGGCCAGAAUAUUGCUGAGGCUGGUCCUGCUGGAGCAUUAAUUGGUUAUUGUGUUAGUAAGUGCUAA